AUGUUGUACGAACGAGUUAGUGCGAUUGCAGUAAAGAAAGGGUGCACUCCAUCACAACUAGCAUUGGCGUGGGUUCACCACCAGGGGAAAGAUGUUGUGCCCAUACCAGGAACCACUAAAAUUGAAAACCUUCAGCAAAACAUUGGAGCUUUAUCUGUGAAACUAACACCACAAGACAUGGCUGAACUUGAAUCUCCACUGGGUCUUGAAACAACUGCAACAUUUGAUCCCCAAACGGACGAGUUUGUCCUUCACAGUCCUACUUUAACUUCAAGCAAAGCAAGGGAUGGAACAAACAUGUAUGAUUUCACAUAUGUUGAGAAUGUUGCACAUGCUCUUGUAUGUGCUGAAAGAGCUCUAGCUUCAGAUGGAUCUGCCUCAAAGAGAGCUGCAGGAGAGGCUUAUUUUGGUGCUGGAUUAAGUGGAGUUCUGGCUUGGUGUGUGCGAGUGGGAAGGAACCAACCCAAUGCCCCCGGAGUUCUGGCACCUUCCAUCUUUACUUCCUAUGUAUCCAGGGUCUUGUUCAAUGCUUUAGCUGUUUUUGCUCUAAGGGAGAUCCACUUAUCAAAAGUAAGUUAA
Messenger RNA from Lactuca saligna, 579 nucleotides. NCBI's taxonomy places the organism in Eukaryota, Viridiplantae, Streptophyta, Magnoliopsida, Asterales, Asteraceae. The record is from the annotation of a GenBank genome assembly.